CUUAAUUUAAAAACUUAACUUUCGAUAUCGCUUAACCCAGCCUACUGUGUGAAAGGAAAGUGAAAGCUGUGAGGGGACAGAGAGAAGAACACUCAUCGCGAAGUUGCUGCUCAUUGGCUUUGCAAGGCAGAACAGCAGCCUUCAUUAUUCUUCUGCUGCAGGAUGUCGGUGUCAUUCUUUGGCUGGGAGGUGACUUACGAUGAUGCCUCUCAUCGUGGGGAGCUGGGAGAGUCACAGGAGCCCAAAGACAAAGGUGUCUACACCAUGUACCAUGGCACCAGUGUUGCCGCCGCAAAAACAAUCAUUACCAGCGGCUUUCAGCAGUCAACAAAAGGCAUGCUGGGAAAGGGGGUGUACGUCAGUCGCAAUCAGAAAAAGGCUGAGCGUUACCCACUAAAUUCUAACCCAAAUGAUCGCGUGGUUCUGGAGCUGCGUGUGCAUGUUGGCCGUGUCAAGCGCAUCGACAAGGACAAUCAUCCCAUGCAGUACACCUGGAAUGCAAACGGCUACGAUACUGCCUGGGUGCCCCCGAAGUGCGGCAUGAUGUCUGUACCAAGCGGUCUUGAAGAGGACUGUGUGUUUGACCCCAGUAGAGUGGAGGUCACAGGCAUUGCUCGGGCAGCAGACGGCAACAUACAGACACAACUGCAACAGCUCAUAGCAAAAAACCCCAGACGACCCUGGAAAGGAAAGGGAGAUGCGCAUGGCAGUGGCAAUAGUGGUGUGUGUCCACUGUGCAAGAGAAAGAUCUUGCAGGGUCACACACACACCACACAGCAGUGCUGGGGUUGUGGACAAAACAUCUGCAUCCUGAUGACCAAGCACGUCUGUCCUGCCACCGCCUGAGAGGAUGCACAAGUGAGGACAUGUAGCUUUAAAGAGGGUGGGAUUAUAAAAGAGGAUGGAGAUUCAUGGCUUCAGUAGGUGUUAUAAGUAGGGUGGAGGGAAACAAAAAAAGGGGUUAGGUUGUACUACCUUGGAAACAGGACCCAUCAGGCCCAUCUUUUCCAUUUCAGACUUCCUUUCUCCUCCAGAUACAGUAGUAGCUGCAAGUGGUGCAAUCUGAUACAAGGGUUUAUUAUUGUACAGGAAUCUA
Messenger RNA from Myripristis murdjan (pinecone soldierfish), 1096 nucleotides. RefSeq names its product grass carp reovirus (GCRV)-induced gene 2p (gene gig2p). Gene Ontology annotation, cellular component: cytoplasm. The transcript is spliced from 2 exons. The coding region runs from base 163 to 846 and encodes 227 amino acids. The record is from RefSeq and is a predicted model, not a curated record. NCBI's taxonomy places the organism in Eukaryota, Metazoa, Chordata, Actinopteri, Holocentriformes, Holocentridae. Gene Ontology annotation, molecular function: NAD+ poly-ADP-ribosyltransferase activity.